Molecule: messenger RNA, 3575 nt
Organism: Chroicocephalus ridibundus (black-headed gull)
Lineage: Eukaryota; Metazoa; Chordata; Aves; Charadriiformes; Laridae
Gene: CTXND1
Product: cortexin domain containing 1
Exons: 3
Coding region: 399-578 (59 amino acids)
Source: RefSeq, a predicted model, not a curated record
AGAGCAGCCACUGCAGCCAGAAAACCCCAGUGGAGAGCACAGGCGAUUACCCUCCACAGGCAGAGACUCCGGAGCUGAAUCGUGCUGAAUAGAGAACCCCUCCGGCUGAGCGAGCCAUGUGUGCCCGGCAAGAGCAGCCACUUGCGCUCCGCUGAAGAGCAAUGCAAAUGCACCGGUGAGGAGAACUGCUUCCAGGUCUGGGUGGACGCGAACCUGAGUGGAACCUGAACGCCGUUAAAGCCACGCUGACUAACAAAACUUCAAAAACAUGACUACAGUCAGGAUUUUAAUUCCACAAUGCUGCUAUGCCGGGAUGUGAAAGGCUUCCUACCCAGGUCUGGAAGGUGGUUGAUGAUGUUAGGAGCAAGUACAAACCCAGAUGAAGAGCGGCAGAAGCAAUGGAGGGACCAACCCCAGAGCCCGUGUACGUUGAUGUGGACAAAGGACUGACAUUAGCAUGUAUCGUCUUCCUCUGCCUCUUCUUGGUUGUGAUGAUUAUUCGCUGUGCAAAAGUCAUCAUGGACCCUUACAGUGCCAUCCCGACGUCUACGUGGGAGGAGCAGCAUCUAGAUGACUGAAAGGACUUCACUAGAUAGAGCCAUGAAAUGCUGUGAUCCAGGAGGAGGCCUUUUCUGACCGGGAAGGCCAACAUACAAACAGCCAUUUUCAGAUAUGCAGGACAACGGCAAUAUCCCCAAGAGCACAUAAUGUAAAUCAUUCUUCCUCAACAGAUCAGGAUAUCAGCAAGCCAUUCUGGCGGCACAGCUUAAUACUAUGCAGCAACCCUUAUUUUACUGAAAACGGUCAUCAUUGUAACUCAAGUAGCACAAGACUCUCCAGAUUUUUCCUAAUAUAACUCUUGGUCUCGCACAGUUUGUCCUCCCCUCCCUAUCUCCCACAAAUCCAGGGUAACCAUCAGAAUUUGGAAAAGCAACAAGGACAUUGUAUCUUUCCUGGAAAUAGAUCGCUUUGAACACCUUCCUCAGUCAUUAUAUUUGUGUUUUGAAAAAAGCUCGGAUUUUAUAGUUUUAUAUCCAGAGCCUCACUAAGUAGAAGCGCUAAAGCGCCAAUGGUUACUUAGGGUAAUAUGAGGAGAUUUAUUCUUGACUCACUUGGUUCUGCAGUCAUAUUUCCAGUGGGCAGGAUACGGAAGCACCCAGACUACAAGUCCCAAGGGGGUCAUGGACUGCUGUUGACCCUGUAGCACCAUUUUGCUUUGUCCUACUCAAGCAAACACUUAGCAUUUUAUCAUCUGCCACAUUAGCCAGAUGAGCUUGGUAGCCACCAGAAGUCCAUAAAGCAGAGCUUGGACACUGCUGGUUUCGACUACGUAGAACUUGCUGUGAUUUUCAAAGAGUGAUUCUACAUGUAGCUUCAUCCAUCUUUUGUUUCAGGUGCGCCUCAGUGGGAUGACACAUAAAUGGGAUGACACAGGCAAUAAGGAAGGAGACAUUGCUCUGAGCUUUGUCACUGAGGCAGACUCCCCAGCAUAACAGUUCCAGUAACAUACAAUAAUAUGCAUUCUACCUCGGAGAAAUUCAGCACCUUUAGAAGACGAAUUUUUCGUCUCAAAUUUGUAAGGUGAAUAGCUGUACAUUUCCCUCUCUCAAUUCAUUAAGACAGCCAUUAUGGAAGAAGGCGAAAGUGAACAGGGAAGCUUUAGAAAUUUAUUAUUUACAUUUUGAAGAGUGGGGAUUGAGGGACUCUGAUGUCCUCUAUCCCCCAAAUUCUAAGCUUUGCUCACAGCAGCCUUUUAUAGUGACCUGUUUGGCUUAAGGCACUGUAAGGAGCUGCUGAAGCAAUAUGGAGUUGGUACUGCAACCACCACAAGCAUCAUGAGCAAACAAGACUUGAAAGCACAAAUCUGCAAGAAGGGCAUUUCGCUAUUUCUCCUCUUCCUUACCAUCCUACCUGACCUCUAGAUUCUUGCCAUAAGGUGAUGCACAGUGGGUGAAAAGGUGGAGCCAAAGGUGGGACAAGGAAUCAGGAUGUAGACUUUGUAGGUUACUAUUCUCAGCUCUGUCAGACUUGUUUGACGAACACACAAGUCACUGCUUUAUGUGCCUCGGUCUACUCAUCUGCGAAACGGGUACAACAAUAUAAACUCCUCUCACAUUGUUUUGUCUGUCUUAUAAUACCAGAAAGCACUUGGAGAGCCUCAGACAGUGAUACCGAGAUGAGGUAUUGAUUUACAAUUCUUCCUUGUGAAACUAACGGGGAAGAGCUGAAUGUCGGUAUACAGCGAGGGAAGUUCUCCCCAGGCAGAGGACUUGUCCAGACCUCCGUUUGAUCUCUCAUAAGGAUUGCAGUAUUUUGAGGCAUGCCAAACGGCACCUGGCUGGGUUACAUAUUCCCCUGAUUUCUGAGCACAGCCUGGAUGUAAGGUGCUCAGCACUGAUUACAGAGUUCCCAAAAUAGCAGGCUAUGAGGCACGUGGAGAUUUUUGCAUGGAUCUUUUGCACUGCACAGUUUUUGCUAAUCUCUGUUGUAGGAGAUCCCAUUCAGGAGGCAGGAGAUUUGAGGAUUGGCUUUAAUCCUGCUAUUCUCUACUCAGAGACAGCCACUGCUUCAAUUACCCACCGCAGAUUGCUCAUCAGGCUGUUAUUUAGCCUCAGUUUCUGCUAGCCAGUUAAUCACCAGUAACAGGACUUUAUCAAGCGUGACUGUUAAUGCUCACCAUACUUUGAGCGAGUGCAUCGGUCUCUUUUUUCAUGAAUGUGGCUAUCUGCACUAUAGGAAUGGAUGCCCUAGCUCGAAGGGGAUUGCUUCUGUUCCCAAAGGUAAAGUUUAGAAUGCAUUUUUGCCACCAAAUUUCAUAUCCUACCUUCAUACUAGCGGGGUUACUUACAGAAUAGACAAAAAAAAGACACCCCAAAAUAAAGCUAUUUCCAGGCUAGAGAGGCUUUCAGUUCACCAGUCACCCGGCCGUGCUCACAGCUGAGGCAGAGCAAGACCAGAGCUUGUCAUCACUCCCCCCCGCCCCGUGCCAACGCUCCCCUCAGUGUUCGUCUGCAUGCAGAGCUCUUGGGCUUUGUCGCACGUCACCGAUAAGCCCCUGUUCAGCUGAGGGCUUACGCACGUGCUUAAGUGCGAGCCCUGGGCUGCGUCCUGGGCAGGGCAGGGACGGCAGCGCACAGCCCUUGCAGGAGCAAAGCCGGCGUGACAGCAAAGGGUUACAACUGCCAGGGAAGCCAAUUAACAAGUUGGCUUUGCAAGAGUGUUUGCCACUUCUUUUUUUUCCCCUCUGUUUGUCCAGCUGUACAAACCAUUUUAUGGAUUUUCCUGAAGAUCCUAAAGGAAAGGUCCCUCUGGGUAGCUCUGAUUUCUAAUAAGAAGGUACUUAUCUUCCUAGCAUAGCCUGCCAAGUCCAUCCUUCUCUUGUCAAAAGAAAAUCUCCAUUAGCAUCUACAUAGUCACAUCCAGCCCUCUCACAUAACUGUGUAACAGUCAAUGCGAUUGUUUUUAUAUAGAUAACGUAAACGCGUUCUAAUUCCUGCCUUCCCCCGCUGGUUACACACACGCCACCUCACCACUCUGACCAAAAGCAAUACGAAACAUCGUGCCCAAAGCAGAAA